AUGAAGACAAUCAUGGCGAAGCCUCAUGACUCCUUCUCAUUCUCUAGGAGAUACUUCCAAUGGAGAAAGAAGGUUGAAGAUGAUGAAGAUGACGAAGAAAUUUUAACUUUUAGCUCAUCGUCGCAGGUAUUUGACGAUGAGCGGAAAAUUGGGGACCUUAACGUUCCGGUGCUUUCAGUGUCUCAGUCACUGAAAGCACCGAAGAAAAAACUUCCAAUCACGACAGUUUCUUCUAAAUUGCGAUCGUUUCUUAGUUUUGGUAAGAACCGAUCGCACCAAUCUCAAGGACUUGGCACCAAAGUGGUGUGUACUCUAUUUGGGUACAGACGAGGCCAUGUUCACAUCGCCUUCCAAGAAGAUACCAAACUGAGUCCACCAUUUUUAGUCGAACUUGCGACAUCAACAAGCGUGUUAGUGAGAGAAAUGGCUUCUGGGUUGGUCCGAAUAGCGUUGGAAUGCGAUAAGAAAAUGGAGAAGAAAGGGUUUAAGUUGCUAGAAGAGCCCCUAUGGAGGACAUACUGCAACGGAAAGAAAUGUGGGUAUGCUAUGAGGAGGGAAUGUGGGCCCGGGGAGUGGAAGAUUCUGAAUGCCGUCGGUCCGAUCACAAUGGGUGCCGGAGUUUUGCCGGAGAGCGGGGAAGGAGUUGGGUCUGAAGGUGAGCUGAUGUACAUGAGAGCCAAGUUUGAGAGAGUUGUUGGGUCUAAAGACUCUGAAGCUUUCUAUAUGAUGAACCCUGAUAGACAUGGAGGUCCUGAACUUAGCAUUUAUUUGCUGAGAGUUUGA
Messenger RNA from Ilex paraguariensis (yerba mate), 783 nucleotides. The record is from the annotation of a GenBank genome assembly. NCBI's taxonomy places the organism in Eukaryota, Viridiplantae, Streptophyta, Magnoliopsida, Aquifoliales, Aquifoliaceae.